Molecule: messenger RNA, 1869 nt
Organism: Diceros bicornis minor
Lineage: Eukaryota; Metazoa; Chordata; Mammalia; Perissodactyla; Rhinocerotidae
Gene: GPA33
Product: glycoprotein A33
Exons: 6
Coding region: 1-993 (330 amino acids)
Cellular component (GO): plasma membrane
Source: RefSeq, a predicted model, not a curated record
AUGUCGCUGGGUGGUCCCUCAGAGGUCCUGUGGGCAAUGAGUGGGUAUGCCCAUGUCAUUUACUUCUCCUUCCUACUUCCCACUUUCUUUCUAGUCUGGGUAACUGUCAAUGCCAUCUCUGUGGAAACCCCAACGGGUGUUCUUCGGGCUGCCCGGGGAAAGAGUGUUACCCUUCCGUGCACCUACCUCACUUCUGCCACUGACCGAGAUGGGUUUAUCCAAUGGGACAAGCUUCUAAGGACUCAUACGGAAAGGGUGCUCAUUUGGAAGUUUUUGACCAAAACCUACAUCUAUGGCGAGCUUUAUGAGAACCGUGUCAAUGUAUCGGGCAACGCUGAGCGGUCAGACGCCUCCAUCACCAUUAAUCAGCUGACCAUGGACGACAAUGGCACGUACGAGUGCUCAGUCUCUCUGCUGUCAGACCUGGCUGGCACUUCCAAGUCCCGUGUCCGCCUCUUGGUCCUCGUGCCCCCCUCCAUACCAGACUGCGGCAUUGAGGGAGAGACCGUGAUUGGGAACGACAUCCAGCUGACCUGCCAAUCAAAGGAGGGCUCUCCGGCCCCUCAGUACAGCUGGAAGAGCUACAGCGUCCUGAACCAGGAGCAGCCAGCCCUAGCAGGACAGACCUUGUCUCUGAAGAACAUCUCCACAGACAUGUCGGGUUACUACAUCUGUACCUCCAGCAAUGAGAUGGGAUCGCAGUCCUGCAACAUCACCCUGGCAGUCAGACCUCCCUCCAUGAACGUGGCCCUGUACGGGGGCAUCGCGGGGGGCGUGGCGGCGGCCCUCAUCCUCAUCGGCAUCCUCGCCUACUGCUGCUGCUGCCGGGCCAAGGGCAAGGCCCAGGACGCCGAGGACAACAGGCCGAAUCGCGAGGCCUACCGGGAGCCGUCAGAGCAGAUGGCCGAGCUCUCCAGGGGGCAGGACGCGGAGGACGACUACGAAGACCAGAGGAGCGACGGGCGCCAGUCCCCCGAGCGCGCUGACCCGUGACGGGCCUCCCCGUCCUCUCCGAGCCCGUUUCUGGCCCUCCGUCCCAGUCGCUGAAGGGAUCCUCCGUCCCCGGUGCCGGCUGCCGGAGGACGUGGCGGGGCCUGGCUACGGGGAUCUCGCGGUGACUGACCCCGCCGGCGGCCCUCGCCCGCGGAGUGACCCCCGCCCACCGCCGUGCCUCGCUCGGGGCGCGCCCUCCCGCGGGGCUGGCCGCGCUGAGCCCGGCGCACUCUUGCCGCGGACGCCCCGGAGGCAGUGCAGCCUGGGGAGGGCGCCCUGCUCACCUGCGCGCCCGCACCGGGGAGCCCGGGCAGAGGGUCUGCACGCAAUCCGUUUUUGUUGAGUGAGUGAGAGAAUCAACGAGCUCGUGGAGGACUCCCUAUUACUUAUCCAACUUAAGUGUGAACUCCUUGCUUCGGGACCCACGUGGCCUGGCCUCCAGAUCCCUUUCCAGCUUCAUCUCCCACAGCUUCCCUGUAGGUUCCAGAAGCUCGGGCGAGGGCUGCCUCUGGCUGCGCCGCACGGUCCCUCGUGGGGCCUUCGCUUCCUCUGUGCAGCUGGGAACGCCCAGGCGGCUCCCGUCUCUGCCGUCAACAUCCUACCUGGCCCUUCCGGCCCCUCUCGAAUCCCGGGGAUUCCUGUAACCCGACCCUGAUCUCGCACACUCAGGAACAUCUCCGUCACUGUGGCCGCGCCGGUGGUGAGCCGCGUGGCGCGGCCGUCGAGCACACGUCUUCCCCCGUGUUCGAGUCUGAGCUCCUUGGGGUGGGGCCUGCGCCUCCUCCCCUGCCUUCCCGCGCUCCUGGCCGCAGCCCUCCCCCCCUCCUCCCCUCCUCGCCGGGGCUGAACCCUGCUUAAUUUGGGAAACUGCUUGGA